ACGACUGCUCUGAUCCCACACAAACAAACACACACACACACACACACACACACACACACACACACACACACACACACACACACACACACACACACACACACACACACAAAGGCACACGUCACUCACACAUCAUAGCACACUCGGAGAGGAGCUGAAACUCAGAGCAGUGCCUGGAGAUGCGACCGGCUGGCAGCCACUGAAGCUCCGUCGACACACUGAACCUUCACCUCCAGAGAGGCCGACACACACUCCUACAGCACAGAGGAAGAGAACCUGACAAAGCACACUACAGUGACCUCCAGCAGUUAGACCGCACCUGAUCCCACAUCCUUCAAAGAAAAGGGAACCCGACUCUGGAACAGGAAAAAGGAGCGAUCAGACCCCACCGCUGAAACACGACCCACUGUUCAGAGAGACAGAGGGGCUGACAGCCGUCUCUGACACCCGGGAGAAGAGGCAUCAUGCUGGCCAAAAUCCUUGAGGACAUGUGGGUGGAGCCCGGGGUGCUGGAGGCCCUCAGCGAGGAGCAGAAGAGGAUCCUCUUCUUGAAGAUGAGAGAAGAGCAGGUACGCCGCUGGACGGAGCGAGACGAGAAGGAGGAGAAGGAAGGAAGAGACAACAAGAGGCCAAAGAAAGCUUUCAACAAACAUGUGAGGUGGCUGCUGGGUCGGGAUGGAGAGGUGAGCGUCAGAGUGAUCGGAGAGGUGGACGAGCUCAGAUCCUCCAAACUCCUGCAGAGCCUCAUGAACACCAGAGUCCACGCUGAUGAUGUGAGUGGCGUCCAGGCACUGGACUUGCUGCCAGGAAGAGAGGCCCAGCAGCAGCUCCACGUUAAAGAGGCCAUCCAGCUGUCCCUUGCUGGUGAUGACCCCGCUUCAACUCAUGACCGGUGGUCUGAGGAGGACUCCUGCAGUGCUGAUGAUGACCUGAAAGACCCCGCCGAGGACAGCGACAGCGAAUCAGGGGGAGACUGGGCUCCUCUCUACAGGCCCCAUUUUAGUAGCCAUGGCAACCGGCCGCUGCUCAAAGCCCAGCUGUCAGACACAGAGAGGGCCGGCACGCAGGACACAGAGAUUGUGUGUAGUGAAGAAAAGAAUUCAGACUCUGGAGGCCGUGUGGCGCAGCUCAGGAAGGCGUUCACAGACAAAUCCCGCAGCACACCUGCCUCCAACAAACCUCCUAUACCUGCCAAACCUGCUCACCUGCAGCAAAGAAGCACUCCCUUGGUCCAUUAAGAGUGAAGGUGUGCCUAGCCUGCUAAGAGAAGACACUGAGUGACCCCACAGAGGCAGAGCGUGCUGUGUCACAAGCUCUGUGCAGAGAAUAGUGGCUCAGCUAGAGACUGGUGAUCCAGGAUGAAGCCACAAACACUAGAAGAAAAAGGACCCUUACUUGAACCUUAGCAGUGGACUGAGAUACACUUGCCUACCUGCAGACAGAGGACCGUCUAGAGGGGUGGAUCGACGAAAAAGACUUGAAAGCUUUUCAACCAAAGUCAACAUGAAUGAGAAAAACUGAGCCACUUUGAUGUUGCCCAGUUCAAAUACGCUCAUAGUUUGUGUGAGUGACAGGCAAACGCAGACAGAAAUGUCCAGAGACGCUCAGACUCUCCACUACAGUUGCACAGACACCGUGGUGCAUGUGUUAAAUGAGUGCUAAUGAAGUUUUAUAAUUCAGAAGUCAUAAGCAGAGGUUAUUGGGAGCGGAAACAUGUAUUUGAUAAAAAAUCAUAUAUGCAGGUCCUUCUGUAUUGUUCAAAAGCUUUAAACUGUUUCAAAUGUAGCCCAUGUAACUGAUUUAACAACACUGACUUUCAUAUAUUCAUCCAGUAUAUCAAUGCUGCAGGUUUUUACGGGAUAAAAUAAAAGGACUGAAUUCAUGUUAAAAUAAA
Notothenia coriiceps (black rockcod) is the source of this 1891-nucleotide messenger RNA. Its product is annotated as SH2 domain-containing protein 4A-like. Bases 462 to 1235 code for a protein of 257 amino acids. The transcript has 6 exons. Gene Ontology annotation, cellular component: cytoplasm. The record is from RefSeq and is a predicted model, not a curated record. Lineage: Eukaryota; Metazoa; Chordata; Actinopteri; Perciformes; Nototheniidae.